AUGGCCAUAUCUAGGCUAAUGGUCUAUGUGCAUCAAGUUGAAGAGAAGAAGCUGAGGGACAGAGAGGAAUACCGAAACAAGAAAGAGAAGACUGGGAGUGAGUGUGGUCAACAGAAGGGUGGUUCAAGUAGACCACAAUUUCACAAAUCAAAGGGGCAUGCACCACAAUCUGCUAGUGCACCUGCGCCCCAGAAACCGAGAAACCACCCUGGAGAUUGCCGUAAUGGCCAGAUAGGUUGUUUGAAGUGUGGUCAAGAGGGUCACUUCAUGAGAGAGUGUCCCAAGAAUAAGCAAGUUGGUGGAAAUCCAGGCAAUAGAGCUCAGUCUUCAUCAGCUUCUCCACCAGGCAGGGCUUCACCUAAGGGAGCUACUUAUGGUACUGGCGGAGGAACAAACCGCUUGUAUGCUCUCAAUAAUUGCCAAGAACAAGAGAACUCUCCAGAUGUUGUCACGGGUAUUAUCAAAGUAUUUACUUAA
Molecule: messenger RNA, 477 nt
Organism: Solanum pennellii
Lineage: Eukaryota; Viridiplantae; Streptophyta; Magnoliopsida; Solanales; Solanaceae
Exons: 2
Coding region: 1-477 (158 amino acids)
Molecular function (GO): nucleic acid binding; zinc ion binding
Source: RefSeq, a predicted model, not a curated record